This is a messenger RNA of Lethenteron reissneri (Far Eastern brook lamprey), 1962 nucleotides long. Its product is annotated as retinoic acid receptor alpha-B-like. Gene Ontology annotation, cellular component: transcription regulator complex; nucleus. Gene Ontology annotation, biological process: regulation of transcription by RNA polymerase II; retinoic acid receptor signaling pathway; cellular response to corticotropin-releasing hormone stimulus. Lineage: Eukaryota; Metazoa; Chordata; Hyperoartia; Petromyzontiformes; Petromyzontidae. The record is from RefSeq and is a predicted model, not a curated record. Gene Ontology annotation, molecular function: RNA polymerase II cis-regulatory region sequence-specific DNA binding; nuclear glucocorticoid receptor binding; nuclear receptor activity.
AUGGCGGUGUCGCUGGGACAGCUGCCGCUGCAGCAGCUGGAGGCGCUGAGGACGCAGCUGGAGCAGAUCCUGCGCAUGUGCACGCGCUACACUCCGGCGCGGGACACGGUGACCUUCUCGGACGGCCUCACGCUCACGCGCACGCAGAUGGGCAGCGCGGCGCUGGGCGGGCCGCUCACCGACGACGUUUUCGCCUUCGCCGGGCGGCUCCACGCGCUGGCGCUGGACGACGCCGAGGCCGCGCUGCUCAGCGCCGUCUGCCUCGUGUGCGGCGACCGCGAGGGGCUGGAGGAGGCGGCGCGCGUCGAGCGCCUGCAGGAGCCGCUGCUGGCGGCGCUGGAGCGACACGCGGGGCGGCGGAGACGCCCGGCGCAGCCCCGGGCCUUCGCGCGCAUCCUCAUGGCCGUCACCGACCUGCGCGGCAUCGGCGCCAAGGGCGCCGAGCGAGUCCUCACCCUCACCACCGAGAUCCCCGGCUCCUUGCCGCCGCUCAUCCGCGAGAUGCUCGACGGCACGGAGCGCACGCCACCGCAUUCCACCGCCGGGGGCAAUCGCCACGGUGGACACGGCGGCGGUGGCGGACACGGCGGCGGCGGGCACGGUGGACACGGCGGCGGGCGGUGACGUCGCCGAAGUUUUCCCGCUGUCCGCGAGCCCUGGAACCUUCCGGCACGACCGGCGGCUCGGCAGCCUCGUGAGCGAGAACAACGACAACAACGUAGCCGCAGCAGCCGCAGCAGCCGCAGCAGCCGGGCUUCGCCGUCCGUUCGCGGAACGGCGGCGGAUUUCGGAAUGUUCGGGUUGAGCGCCGUUUGGCGUCGUCCGCCCGCUGCUGCGGAGGGUUCGCGAGGUCGGCGGUCCGGAACCGAGAGGCCGCCGCGGUUAAUCACGCGGGGUGCGCGUAUUAACCGUGAAGAUCCUGCAUUUGCCAAAUCGCUUGCAAGUUACUCGUCAUGGAUGAGCCACUUAGCCCCGUCCCACCCUGCUGGCAGACCGAUGCCCGCUCCUUGCAGACCGGCUGCAGUCUUCAAAACAUGGGGCGAGGUGUAAUAACGAUAAUGAUUUUUUACGCGUCGGCUUUCUCGACCAAUAUUACGAGUCACAACCGGUUCUUCUGUUCGGCGGUCACAACGUCGUGCGGGCGUCACGCCGCAGCCCUCCACACGGAACGAUGAGACGGGAGCCGUCGACGUCACGGGCAAGUGCGCCGAUCGGUUUGGGUCUCUCACCCAAACCGGAGGCACGAAACGACGUCCCCGCUGGAGGUGUCACGACGUCACCGGCACUGCCGGGCGGUCGCCAAGGGCCCGAGCUCUCCUCCCCCCACGCGUCGUGGGUCCGUCGAGUCCCAGACGACGCCGGGCGAAGCGGUUCUGGCGUCGCCCCCGAAUCAAGAGGCGGCUGCAGCGCCUUCUCUCUCACCACGUCACCUGGUCACCUCCCCCCCCCCCCACAACGCCUUCACCGGCAUACACUGCGCCGACUCUGUGAAGUUUGGUCGGAUAACCCCCCCCACCCCCUGCCCACAGCCCUCACCCCCGCCGCUCCACACCUCAACGACCCUCAUGCAGUCAUCCAGCAGUGGAUUGACACAAGGCCAGUACGUGUACAGGUGCACACAAAGAUGCCCCGUGUAGCCUUGAACAGGCUGUUGGGCCAAGUGCUGUUCGCGAGUUGCACCUACGAAGGCCGGCACGGCACACGGGGGGGGGGGGGGGGCAACACCACGCCCGGCCACCUUUGUCUCCCCAGUGCUGUUUACAUUUCCACGCCGCAACGGGUGCUCAUGCGGAGCCGAGUCGUCGACCAAGGGGAGGCCCAGGGACCGCUUCAAACAUUCGCAACCUUCUUGUCGCGAGCGGGAAUCAAAGUCUGGUGGUCGGGUUAGUAGCGCGGUGCGCCAACCACUCCACCGCUGCUCUCCAAUGUGCGAGCAUACUCGCGCUCGGCCGCGUGAACUUU